AUGACCCGCAGCAAAGCAUCCAUCAGAAGAAACGACACAGUGCUGAGGAUAGUGAUGUUGGGGAAAACUGGAGUUGGAAAGAGUGCCACUGGAAACACCAUCUCAGGACAACAGUGCUUUGAAUCAAAGUUCAGUGCUAAGUCUAUGACUGUAGACUGUUCUAAGUUUGAGGGUGAGGUGAAUGGACAGAAGGUUGCUGUUAUUGACACCCCAGGCCUGUGUGACACCAGGUUUGACAAAGAUAAAACAACUAAAGACCUAACACAGUGCAUCAGAUAUGCUGCUCCUGGACCCCAUGUCUUCCUGGUGGUCAUCAGACUGGGAAGAUACACAGAGGAGGAAAAGCAGACGGUGGAGAAGAUUCAAGAAAUCUUUGGUGAAGCUGCAGACAGAUACAGCAUGGUGCUCUUUACUGGUGGUGAUCUUCUUGAAGGUACCACUAUUGAGGAGUUCUUGGGUGAAAGUCCAGACCUGCAGGAACUUGUAUCCAGAUGUAACGGCCAAUAUCACGUCUUCAAUAAUAAGCUGAAGGAUUGUACUCAGGUCACUGAGCUGCUCCAGAAGAUCAAAAAUAUAUUGCAGAAGAACGGAGGAAGCCACUACACCAACCAUAUGUUCCAAGAGGCAGAGAGGGCAAUCGAAGAGGAGAAACAACACAUCCUCAAAGAAAAAGAAGAACAAAUACGUAGAGAACAAGAGAAACUAAAGAAGAAACUACAAGAGAAAUAUGAAAAAGAGAUGGCGAAAAUGAAGAGGGAAGUCCAGGCUGAGCUAGAGAGGCAGAAGAAAGAGAGAGAGGAGGAGAGGAAGAGGGAGAGGGAGGAGAUGAAUGAGGAGAGGAGGAGAGAGUGGGAGGAGAGGAAGAGGGAGAAAGAGGAGAUGGAGAUGGAGAGGAGGCAGGAGAAGAUGGAGAUGGAGUGGGAAAGGAGGAGAGAGUGGGAGGAGAGGAAGAGGGAGAAAGAGCAGAUGGAGAGGGAGAGGAAGAGGGAGAAGGAGCAGAGAGAGGCAGAGAGAUGGAGAGAGAGAGUAGAGAGAGAGGCAGUGAGAAACAGAGAGCGAGAGGAGAGUGAAAGGAGGAUUAGAGAGCUACAAGAAAUGCAUGAAAGAGAACGUGAGAGGGAGAGCGCAAGCUGCAGCAUCAACUCUGCAUUCUUGAACCUAAACAUGGACGGCAACUAUUACAACCCAAACAUGACUAGGAACUUUGAACAAAAUGAGGAGCUGAGGAUGGUGAUAGUGGGGAAGACUGGAGUUGGAAAGAGUGCCACUGGAAACACCAUUCUAGGACGACAGUGCUUUCAAUCAAAGCUCAGUGCUAAGUCUAUGACUGUAGACUGUUCUAAGGACAGAGGUGAGGUGUUUGGACAACAGGUUGCUGUUAUUGACACCCCUGGCCUGUUUGACACCAGGUUUGACAAGGAUGAAACAACUAAAGAUGUGACCCAGUGUAUCACUUAUGCUUCUCCUGGACCCCAUGUCUUCCUGGUGGUCAUCAGACUGGGAAGAUACACAGAGGAGGAAAAGCAGACAGUAAAGAGGAUUCAAGAAAUCUUUGGCCAGGCUGCAGACAGAUACAGCAUGGUGCUCUUUACUGGUGGUGAUCUUCUUGAAGGUACCACUAUUGAGGAGUUCUUGGGUGGAAGUCCAGACCUGCAGGAAGUUGUAUCCAGAUGUAACAACCAGUAUCAUGUCUUCAAUAAUAAGCUGAAGGAUCGUACUCAGGUCACUGAGCUGCUCCAGAAGAUCAGAAAUAUAGUGCAGAAGAACGGAGGAAGCCACUACACCAACGAGAUGUUCCAAGAGGCUGAGAGGGCAAUUGAGGAGGAGAAACAGCGCAUCCUCAAAGAGAAAGAAGAAGAAAUACGUAGAGAACAAGAAGAACUGGAGAGGAAACUAAAGGAAAACCAUGAAAAAGAGAUGGAGAAAAUGAUUAAGAGGGAGAAUGAGGAGAAGGAGAUAGAGGAGAGGAAGAGGGAGACGAAGGAGAGGACAAGUAAAGAGGAGGAGGAGAGAGAGGCAGAGAGAAAGAGAGAUAGAGAAGAGAGAGAAAGGGAGAAGGAGGAGAUGGAGAAGGAGAGGAAGAGGGAGAAGGAGGAGAUGGAGAAGGAGAGAAAGAGGGAGAGAGAGGAGAGG
Molecule: messenger RNA, 2133 nt
Organism: Scomber japonicus (chub mackerel)
Lineage: Eukaryota; Metazoa; Chordata; Actinopteri; Scombriformes; Scombridae
Product: myb-like protein X
Exons: 5
Molecular function (GO): GTP binding
Source: RefSeq, a predicted model, not a curated record